AUGGCCGAACAUCUGUCUGGCGAACGUGCAGCGGAAGGUCACACGGUCCAUUUGGUUCUCGUCGCACUCUUCCUCCCGGUCUGCAGGGAGCUGGUUGGUGAGCACCGGUUCGUGGUGUUGCCGACGGGAGAGGUGUGGUCUCGGCCCGACGGCUCCUACCUCAACAAGCUGCUCAUCAGCCGGGCCAAACAGGAGGACUCUGGCGUGUACAUCUGCCUCGGGGCCAACACUAUGGGAUACAGCUACCGCAGCGCCUAUCUCACCGUCCUGCCAGACUCCAGACUGCCCGUCACGCCAGUGCUGGCCCCGCCCCCGACUGCCGUCCCGUGGCCCGUGAUCAUCGGAGUUCCCGCCGGAAUGCUCUUCAUCUUUGGCUCCGCCCUCCUCUGGCUCUGUCAGACCAAGAAGCCCCACCCCCCCUCGCCCCCCGCCGCCUGCACCCCCCCCAAACGCCCGCCGCUCCGAGAGCGAGAGAGGGAGCGGGAGAGGGAGAGAGAGAGGGAGAGAGAGAGGGAACGAGAGAGAGAAAGAGAGAGAGAGAGAGAGAGGGAGAGAGAGAGGGAACGCUCGGAGAAGGAGGUGCUGAGCUACGAGGACCUCCUGCUGCUUAAGCCCCAGAACCUCUACCCAAAGAUCUACACGGACAUCCACACACACACACACUCACACACACACACCGACAUCCACACACACGCACACCUGGAGAACAAAGUGCACCAACACAUACACUUCCAGUGUUAGCCUCACGAACACAGACUUUUCCACGAACACACACAGCUUUAUAGACACACGCAC
Messenger RNA from Clupea harengus (Atlantic herring), 795 nucleotides. RefSeq names its product fibroblast growth factor receptor-like 1. Gene Ontology annotation, cellular component: plasma membrane. The record is from RefSeq and is a predicted model, not a curated record. Gene Ontology annotation, molecular function: fibroblast growth factor binding; fibroblast growth factor receptor activity. Lineage: Eukaryota; Metazoa; Chordata; Actinopteri; Clupeiformes; Clupeidae. The transcript is spliced from 3 exons. Bases 1 to 741 code for a protein of 246 amino acids.